ACUGUAGCGACAGCUUUAGCGAUGAUUGGACGGGCCGCCUCAAUGCCAUAGAUACAAGCCGUGGACCACGCUCGGCCACAGCAUUUCAAGUUGGUACAAGUCAAGGCGAGACGAUGGACAAAAUUGAACGGGAUAACGACGGCGUAAGACAAACGGUUUGAUCUACUAUGUGUCAGGGACUCGGGAUAUCCAUGACAUACACAGUGUUGUACUCACAGUAUAAGAGACUCUACAUGUUAACGUCCAGCGAUCUGUGACACGUGUUUUACAUAUACACAGCCACAAGGACUUCUAUAUACAUUAUUAUAUACGCGAUAAGAGGGAAUUCUACAAGUAAAACAUAGUAUCCAUUUUCUUGAAUUAGGAGUUAUCACAAGAUAUCGUAGAGUUGACGUUUCUGUCUAUCGUGUCACGUUGAUCUAGUUGUGUGGUCUUAUAAGACAGAUCUCCGGCGUUUUUAUAUAUACUGAUACAGACAGCUCUACAAGUGGUAAACAGGCAGUAUACUGGUACAGACUACUGGUGGUACACAGGCAGUCUACUGAUACAGACUACUGGUGGUGGACAGGCAGACUACUGAUAAAGACAGUUCUACUGGUGGUACACAGGCAGACUUCUGAUACACACACUCAGACUACUGGUAAAGACAAGUCUACUGGUGGUAGGCAGACACACUACUGAUACAGACAGGUCUACUGGGGGUAGAAAGGCAGAAGUACAGUUACAGUCGUGGAAAUGGAGAGACAUGCCAUUCAAUCAACUCCUCGUUCAUUGGUGCUUCUGGUUGCGACAGUCCUGCUGGGAAUGAUUUCGUCACUUCCGUUUGUCAACGCCAGGCUCGACUUCGUUUGUGAAUUCGGGAGUAUGGAAUCCACAACAAGUAGGUACAUAGAAGUGGCCAUGUCUUGAGUUAUCCACAGCAAGUAGGUACAUAGAAGUGGCCUUGUCUUUGUGUUAUCCACAACAAGUAGGUACAUUGAAGUGGUCUUGUCUUUGUGUAAAAGAUUUAAUAACUUACACAAUGUGUGUAUAUUACUUGAUUUAAAUUGUGGAUAAUUUUGUGUGUAAAAGAUUGAGAAACUUACACAAUGUGUGCAUAUGACUUGGUUUAAAGUGUAGAGAAUAUUGUGCGUAAAAGAUUGAGAAACUUACUCAAUGUGUGCAUAUGACUUGGUUUAAAGGGUAGAGAAUAUUGUGCGUAAAAGAUUGAGAAACUUACUCAAUGUGUGCAUAUGACUUGGUUUAAAGUGUAGAGAAUAUUGUGCGCAAAAGAUUGAGAAACUUACACAAUGUGUGCAUAUGACUUGGUUUAAAGUGUGGAGAAUAUUGUGCGUAAAAGAUUGAGAAACUUACACAAUGUGUGCAUAUGACUUGGUUUAAAGUGUAGAGAAUAUUGUGCGUAAAAGAUUGAGAAACUUACACAAUGUGUGCAUAUGACUUGAUUGAAAGCUUGUAGAAAUUAUGCUAGAAAUAACACCAUUUAUUUUCGAGGCUAGCUCAUUGCUUGUCACAAACAAGGAACGUGGAGAGAGCACAAUUAAUGCCAGCAUUUUUAUGACGUCCUAAUCCCAAAAUAGCACUGACUCUGUACACAACGGGUAUUCGUAAAUGGCGUUUUUUGUUUUGUUAUCAACAACUUGAGCGUGCAAAACAAGGUCUCAAUUUUUGACGUAUUUUUACGCCCACGGGUGGUCCGCCUGAUCUUGACAUGUGAGCAGUGUUUCUUUCAGACAAUUUUCCAGGGGGGGGGGAGGAUUUUAGAUUGUUGGGGCUGGAGGGCAGUGACAGUGCCCAGAUGCGUAGCUAAAGGGGGGGGGGGAGUGGGACAGAUGGCGCCGUGCGCCGUACUAGUGGGGUGAGGGUUUUCAGUGCCUUAAAUAAACUAAAUUCACUCCGGUUUUGGCGUGCCCCAGGGUUAUCAUUUGACAAUAGGGGGGGGGGAGGAUUUUAGAUUGUUGGGGCUGGAGGGCAGUGACAGUGCCCAGAUGCGUAGCUAAAGGGGGGGGGGGAGUGGGACAGAUGGCGCCGUGCGCCGUACUAGUGGGAUGAUGGUAUUCAGUGCCUUAAAUAAACUAAAUUCACUCCGGUUUUGGCGUGCCCCAGGGUUAUCAUUUGACAAAAGCUUAUAUUCAUUCAACCACGUACUUUCACAGUGAUCAACUUGAGGGAAGGGGGAAGCUGAAAUUGAGGGUGCCGAAGACUGUCGGGCCAAUUCAAAAUGCAGGGAUAUAUUUUUGGCACGUACUUAAAUUCAAAAUUUCUUUCCGACAAUUUUUAGGGGAAAUUUCAGACUUUCGAGUAGGAGGCGCCAAAUUAGCCAUAACAACGAUAGGGUGCAUCUCUUACUCCUGACAUGAGCUAAAUUCAUUCUACUUGUAGAUUUUGAGGAUUUGACUUUUACCAUAGCUUCCCACUCCCUUUAAAUCUUAAUAGUCCCCAGAAAAUGGUUGAUAACUUCACAAUGCAAAACUGCAACUUAGCACAUACCCGAAUUUAGUUUUCUACACAUUAUUGGAAAGCAACGGCGAAACAGACAUUAAAAAAUGUAGUUGUCACUUGACCUCAGAGCCAUCAUGUGGGCGCUGCAAUCCAUACAGCUGCAGGAGGCCUAGGAUAUUUGAAGGGCUUAAAGUUGUGAUGAGGACAUUUUUUUAAAUGAUCCCUUUUGAAGGCCAUGUGGCGGAGGACAAAACCGAAAAGUGGCAGGGGGUCUCGAAACGUAAAGUGGCUCUGCUUGACCUUCUUGUGUUAUACAAAUAGUUUUUAAAAUGACUAAAUAGUAAUGUGGCAUUUAUUUGGGUAUUUGGAGUUCAUUACUCAAUCAAUAAAUGAAUUAAAAUAACCAACAAAACAAAUCAUUCCUUCCAAACAGGUUUAAAUCCUAAAAAAAUACAUGUUCACACAAAUUUUUUUUUUUUUUUUUUUUUUUGUGUGUUAAGGCUUUCUACUUGAUUCUCAUAUGAAAACAAUUUUUUUUUUAAAUGCAUGAAAAAUUUUUGGGAAGAUUGUUUAUUAUUCUAAUCACUGAUAUUAAAAAUUUAAACACAGAAAAGCAGUUGGCAAUUGAAUAAAUAUGGGAUAAGUAUUUAAAAAACAACAACUAUAUUUUUGAAACAUGAUAUCACCAUGCAAUUUAUAAUUGAUGCCUAUCCACACUUAAAAAUUCAGGCUUUUAAUGUGAAAUAUAAUUUGAAAACAUGUUGCAUUUAAAUUAGAAUUAGAUACUUAGCUAGAAAUAUAUUAAAAUCAUAGACCUUUAUAUUCAUGUAAAGGUAGUUUCAUGCAGUGUUAUUAAGGGGGAAAAAAAACAAUUUACGCGAACAACAAAAAGUAAGAUUUUGGUUCACAGUUAGAAGAGGCCAAUUUUCGGCACAGUACGAUAUUUAUAAUCGAUUAGAGUAAGCCUCUAAUAAGAUUAGCCUUAGAUAUCUAAGAUAGUCUUAGAUACGGAUCAUCUAAAAUCUAAUAUAUUGAGCGUAUCGAUAUUUCAUAGGUUCCACUAAUUGUAUGUAAUAAAAUAGAUUUCCGUUUUAUUGUUGUAUACAUUUUCCCCCGGAGAGAUGCCUCAAAGAAAUACUGCAUAAUGAGGCGCAGGUGGGCAUUUGAGAAGUACGUGAUCAUGUGGGGGUGCAAGUGAUCACGUCAGGUUUUCGUGAUCACGUGAAGUGAAAGUGGUCACAUGAAGUUAUGACCAGUGGCGUAGGGAGGGGUGCCCCUGGUUGCACUAACUACACUGGUUAUGAAUCCAACUUAUGUUAUGUCAUACCAUUUGGCUUCGCACCAUCACCUUAGUCACUGCUGCAGCGCUACCAGCACUACGCUCGCCACUCACGUCACACACACACACACACUGACGUAUAGUCUUAGAUUUAGCUUGACAAUUUUGGUGGCUGGUUGGCUUGGCUGUCAAAAUUAAUCACUUGCAAACUUGUGGAUUGUAGUUCAAUCCAGUUUGGUCCACAUAUUUAAAUUUUAUCUUGUUCUGACCUACGACUUAUGACCUAUGGCCUGCAACAAUUUUGAAUGCGCCAAUUAAGGGGUCGUUCGCAAAUUACGUCACGCAAAAAUUGACCUUUUCAGACCCCCAAUCCCCCCCUGUCACAAAGUGUCACGAAUUCUUUACACCCCCCCCCUUUUUUUUCUUUUACUUUUAGUGUCACGUCACACCUAAAAAAAUUCAAAACAUACAUAAACUUUUCAUAACUAAAAUAAGAUUUUAUUUUAUCCUUUAACAUUUUCCCACAAUGGAUUAAAAUGUAGAAUUAUUAGAAAACUGUGACGUAAAACAACGAAAUCCUCCCCGAGCCGAUUGUAAAAUGGCCACAACAGUUUUUGCGUCAUUUUUCGAUAUGCGCAGAAGGUGUGCGCGACUGAGUUUACCGUACUUAUAAUACCUAAGGUAAUUUCGAGAUCAAAUUAAUGUUUUUAAAUUAAAUUGAAUAAUGAUUUUUUUAAAUUAAAAAAUUUAGAUUAAAUUUUUUUUAAUGGUGACGUCACAUUUUUUAACCCCCCCCCUUCCACCUGCUAAAAAGUGUCACACAUUUUUUUCACCCCCCCCCCUCCCCCCGCUAAAAAGGGUCACACCUUCCCCCCCCCCCCCCCCCCCCCGAGCGUGACGUAAUUUGCGAACGACCCCCUAAUUACGUCGUUAAUGUUUGCGAAUUAUUAUAUACUAAAAUAAAUGUGAAUAUGUGAUAGAAAUGUCUCCCACGUUUUAGUAUGGCCCUUUUCGAGCCGCUCUAACUGCAGUGAAUGCAAAAUUCAAACCAAGACGUUGUUCCAUGAUACACUAUGGAUUAGUGGUAGCGACAAAUGAGCAGUUCAUUGAUUUGUAAAAUUUUAAUAUAUUUUUUUCUUAAUUUGGGGGUGGGGGUGGAUGGAGGGCAAUUACCAGAAUUUAUGUAAAGAUAAAUGAGUCAUAAACAACAGUGUCAUGCUAACGAGAACAAUCGGCAACACAAUCCGUAAACCUGGCCAACAAUAACCGGAACAUCUCACGAGAUAAUGGCAGGGAUUCGCUAAUGAAGCAAUUAUAGAACCAAUCAUGUCACGCGCCAACAGACUGUAUAGGUAUGCAGUAAAAAGAUUUGAGCCAAUCAAAGACGUUCAUUUCAGCCCCCCACCCCUCACACCUCAUUUAUCUUCUGAAAUUGCCCAGCCAAGCAAGGAAAUGGAAUAGCAUAGAAAUGAUAUUUCAACAGUGUACAUCAAUUAGAAGGGACACACUGAUUUUACGGGCUGACGAGACAUAUGCGCACAAGACAAACGUGUACACGAUAAACGCGCAUAACUGCGCACAUGACUGUUGCGCACACAAAAAAUUUCGCAAGCGGACAACUGCGGACACAGACGAUUGCGCACGUUAACAAUGAAACUAAAUUUUAAGCAACAUUUAUAGAGUUAAAAUGGUUCCGCUCAGUUGGCUAUUAGAAUAAAAGGCUACAAGUUUACGAAUAAAAAGAUAAUGAAAAUGCAAAUAUAAAUAAUUAAAAAAAAUAAAGUAAAAUUAUUUGGCAAAAUAUUUGAACACAAUAUUAUAUUAUUUAUAGAUACGGUACCAUUCUUAGAAAACAGAAGGUUUCUUUGGACCCAUGGUCCUUUAUUUUAUUCAUUUGUGUAAGUAAAAUUUAUUGAAUAAAUAUGUUGUAAAAUAAAGUUUGGAUUAGUCGUUUGGUAUUAGUUUUAGGAAAGGUCCUUUAAAGUUCUCUUGUUUUCACACCAGGAAGCUGUAUGCCUUGCACACUGUCUGUCUCAACUCUAAAUGGUGGAAAAAAACGUACAUUUCGUUACCCUCACUGUCAUCAUUAUUCAUAGCCAAAGAUUCUGCCAAAAGACGUUAAACAAUUAGUUUAGCGCUGACUGUUAAAAUAUUGGUUUCUAGGUCGAGACCCCUUCACGUAUUUCUGUCACCGAUGUCUAGGUCCACAAUAACACAGCAGCACUCUGCACUCAGAGUCAUGUUGUCUAGGUUCACUAUAACACAGCAGCACUCUGCACUGAGAGUCAUGUUGUCUAGGUUCACUAUAACACAGCAGCACUCUGCACUCAGAGUCAUGUUGUCUAGGUUCACUAUAACACAGCAGCACUCUGCACUCAGAGUCAUGUUGUCUAGGUUCACUAUAACACAGCAGCAAUCUGCACUCACAGUCAUGUUGUCUAGGUUCACUAUAACACAGCAGCACUCUGCACUGAGGGUCAUGUUGUCUAGGUUCACUAUAACACAGCAGCACUCUGCACUAGGGGUCCUGUUGUCUAGGUUCACUAUAACACAGCAGCACUCUGCACUCAGAGUCAUGUUGUCUAGGUUCACUAUAACACAGCAGCACUCUGCACUGAGGGUCAUGUUGUCUAGGUUCACUAUAACACAGCAGCACUCUGCACUAAGGGUCCUGUUGUCUAGGUUCACUAUAACACAGCAUCACUCUGCACUAAGGGUCCUGUUGUCUAGGCUCACUAUAACACAGCAGCGCUCUGCACUCAGAUUCAUGUUGUCUAGGUUCACUGUAACACAGCAGCACUCUGCACUCAGAGUCAUGUUGUCUAGGUUCACUAUAACACAGCAGAACUCUGCACUCAGAGUCAUGUUGUCUAGGUUCACUAUAACACAGCAGCAAUCUGCACUCAGAGUCAUGUUGUCUAGGUUCACUAUAACACAGCAGCACUCUGCACUAAGUGUCCUGUUGUCUAGGUUCACUAUAACACAGCAGCACUCUGCACUAAGUGUCCUGUUGUCUAGGUUCACUAUAACACAGCAGCACUCUGCACUAAGUGUCCUGUUGUCUAGGUUCACUAUAACACAGCAGCACUCUGCACUAAGUGUCCUGUUGUCUAGGUUCACUAUAACACAGCAGCACUCUGCACUAAGAGUCAUGUUGUCUAGGUUCACUAUAACACAGCAGCACUCUGCACUCAGAGUCAUGUUGUCUAGGUUCACUAUAACACAUCAGCACUCUGCACCCAGAGUCAUGUUGCCUAGGUUCACUAUAACACAUCAGCACUCUGCACUCAGAGUCAUGUUGUCUAGGUUCACUGUAACACAGCAGCACUCUGCAUUAAGAGUCACGCAACCAACUAUUGUAGGCAGCAACAUUGUUCUUUAUUCAUGGUACUGGCAAGACAUCAACAUAAUAGUAUACACAAUACCAGCCUCGGGGACUGACAUCAACUUAGGCAACGAAGACUCAGCGUGAACUAACUUCAACUAGCCACACACACACCUGGCUACUGUACACCAACUCUUGGACUCCAUGUGCCAACAAACUCACGUCUCGAUGUCACACACCUUUCAUUCACACACACUUGCAAUAUGCAUUUUCCCUUUCAUCCAAUCACAAUCAGCCACGAUACUACCCUUAACGUUCACUACUCACGGUAAAAACGGUUCACCUAAACCAGUGGUUCUUAACCUUUUUGGAGGUACUGAACCCCACCAGUUUCAGAUGCGCACUCACCGAACCCUUCUUAAUAGGAAAAAUAAAAUAUUAUUUUUGUUCUGAUUUUUUUUUUUUUUUUUGGACCUCCGCCGAACCGCUGAGACUGACUUACCGAACCCCUGGGGUUCGAUCGUACCCAGGUUAAGAACCACUAACCUAAACAAUAGUUAAUCUCAUUUGUUUCUAAUGUCUUACGGCCAUCACCAAGUUGUUGUUUUUUUUCGCAGCCUUGUAUCUACAAUGAAAUGCACAAUAUAUCAUCAAGACAUUUGACAAUAAGCAAAAGCCAAAUGGGGUUCGAUCGUACCCAGGUUAAGAACCACUGACCUAAACAAUAGUUAUUCUCAUAACUGUUAUCAUUGACACUGAUACAUUUACAAGCAAAGGCAUCAGCAUCUACAUUAAAAUUAAUUUUAAAAAAAAAGUACUUAAUCAAAGUAUGAAUGAAUAAAUUUCACUGAAAAAACUAAGGCUACAGUAAUGGUCCUUUACUGAGUUUACAAAAAAGAAAAACUUAAUAGCCUAAUAUUAUUUAUAGCUUAUUCAAUCUAAUAAAGGAAGUAUAUGCUAAUAGUACCAUCUACAGGCUGUAAUGAGCCGUUACAAAAUACAAUAAAUAAUACAAAUCUUUAAAUUUAAGUUAUUUGAUGAUUACGAUUAUAAAUAUAAGAUUAAGUAACAUUCUCUGUAAUUGUAUCAGACUCUAAAGAUGUGUCAUUAUCAGCCUCUAAUGAUUUGUCAUUAUCAGCCUCUAAUGAUGUGUCGUUAUCAGACUCAAGUGAUGUGUCAUUAUCAGACUCUAGAGAUGUGCUAUUAUUAGACUCUAAUGAUUUGAUUGUAAUGAUGUGUCAUUAUAUUAUCAGACUCUCUAAUGAUGUGUUAUUAUCAGACUAUGGUGAUGUGUCAUUAACAGACUCUGGUGAUGUGUCACUAUCAGACUCUAGAGGUGUGUCAUUAUCAGACUCUAAUGAUGUGUCAUUAUCAGGCUCUAAUGAUGUGUCGUUAUUUUCAUCAGAAGUAAAUAUUAAAGUAGAGGAAUUAUUAUUUUGAAAAAAAGUCGUUUUCUUCAUUACCAAACAUAAAGUGAACGUUUACCAGUAUAAAUCAUAUUCUUUCGUAGUUAAAUACUAAUAAUCUAUUUUUGCAGAGAUUCAACACUUGUCAGAUACUAGAUCACCUAUUUUAAAAAUAUUUUUGACUUUAAAAUGAUCAUUCACAGCCUUUCAUAAUUAUUAUCAGCUUGUACUUGUCUUAUCUGUUGGAAACCAACUGAAUUCUUAAUUCUUUACAUUUGCACACAAGUUCAUAAUUGCCAUUGUUCGCACUUGACCGUGUGCACGAUUUUCGUUGUGUGCAUCUGUGGGUGUGCGCGAUUUGCCUUGUUCGCAUCUGUUGGUGCGCGCAUUUUCAGUGUCCGAAAUUAUGCCUGUUCAAAGUUUUCUUUGCGCGGUUAUCGUGUGCGAGAAUGUCACGUGGGCGUUUAUCAAGAAACCGGGUGUCGGUAAUCAGUAUAAAAUUACGAAAUAGUACAGAAGAAAUAAUAACAGAAGUAAUACUGGUAAUGGCUCGCCACACAUUGGCGACACCAAUAAGUGAAUUUUCCAUAUACUUAACAAAACAUGAACUCAAGUAACGCACAUUUAAGUUUAAGAAUCCCCAUUUUUGCAACAUCCCUUCCCACAUGACGUCACUGCACACUUGUUAUUUCACGCCCAUGAACCCAUAUUCCGAUGUCCCAACCACGUUUAAACCGAAUAUUUAUUACACCAUAUUUAAAUUGAGAGAAAUUCAUAUCCAGAAAAAAAAAAAUAGUAGGCAUCAAACGCAGUUGCUUUACUAAAAAAAAUCAUUUAGCGUAGUUAUUGGGAAUUAUAUUUUGCGCGCUAUCUGGAAAUGGAAGCAGUCACACAACAAGCAAAAUAUGUAUAAGAGAUUUUAAAUAAAAUAAUUAAGAAAUUAGGUAAACAGAAAAUGCAUGAGCGUAAAUAUACUUUUACUUUUCAAUAUUAGUUAAGAAUAUCCAUGAGUGUCAUACAAUUCAUACAGCGAAACCUGGGGAUAGCUGUCCCAGGCAAAUGCGCCAACUCAUAACCGGCACGAAUCUGUUUUUACCCCUCCCCCCCCCCCAAACCGAAUAGCGCAUAUCCUGUCAAAUGCUUGGGGCACACUCUCGAAAAUUGCACCCCUUUCUCCCUAGUUUCAGUAUAUUAUCAGUGUCUUUAGUAUAGCAUUUCUGCUGCGAAUAAUAAUAAUACAUAGGAACAAUGCAUAUUUUCUAAGUUAAAAACUAUACAACAGUUAAUUCUUUUGCGUUUAUGAUGUGAGCGAAAUUCCAGGAUGAUGCUCAAUGCCAUAAAACUUAAGAAUGAAAAAAAUUGCUUAAAGUCUAUAUUAGACAUUCAAUAGUUGGAAAAAAUUGAAAUAGACAGGAUAUUUUCACAUUUUUGUCAUUGAUAAUAUCAUUUAGUCAUCUGUAUCUAAAUCAUCUGAUAGUAACGUUGACGGCAUUGCUCAAGCAACUCAUCUAUGUCCACAGCAUCGGAUGGCCGUAGAGUUGAAUUCUGCCGCACACACAUGGACCCCGCGUUCAUGACGAAAGGAGAUUUUAUCGUAGCCAGAAAAAAUGACGCUUGCUACGAAUGUGUUUGUGAGGAGGACAUUGGUCUGGCUUGUUGCGAGUAAGUAAUCUUUGUUUAAAUUAGGUAUUCUAAAUGAAAAUUUCAUAAUGAAAUUAGAUAAAAUUAAACUAUUCCCCUAAAUAGAGCUUGGCUUCAUCAGAAGAGAUCCACAAAUUUUAACUCUCUAACUCUAUCUCCAAUAUUUAGAAAGUUAUGAAUUUAAAAAAAAAUCAGGAACAGAAUUUUUAGACGCCAGGAAAGUGGAUUUUGACACCCGCUAUCUUCAAAAAUAGCCAAGUUGGAACGUUCAAAUCUCUUGCACACACAACCAGUUCUAAGUUUUACAUAUAACAAACUCAUUUUUUUUUCUCCCCGCUGCGUAAUUGUCGCCGGCUCAUUUAGAGUACCGGGUACUUAUUAAAAUACACAGCUUUGUGGUAGAAAUGUUAGCCAAUUAUUUUGAACACCAAAAAAAUGUGCUUAUUGAUACAUCCAAGCUUACAUCACCACUUCCUUUACCUCCAACUCCAAGCUUACAUCGUCAAUUCCUUUACCUCCAAGCAUACAUCCCCACUUCCUUUACCUCCAAGCUUACAUCACCAUUUCCUUUACCUUCAAGCUUUCAUUAACACUUCCUUCACACCCACGCUUACAACACCACUCCUUUGCAAACAAGCGUACAUCAUCGCUUCAUUAAACUCCAAGCUUACAUCACCAUUUCCUUUAAUGUUUUGGGAUAUAUUAGUUCAUAUUUUUUGUUAACAAUUUGAUGAUUUCCCUCCCCAGAUGUCCCAGGAGACGCCGAGGCUAAAGCUGUGCCAGACCCGUGAUCACGUGACCUACGUAUCAACGAGUCUAAUGUCCCAUAAUCCUCGUCACGGAUUUAGUUUUCCUUUAGUCUCACAUAUUCCAAAAUCUCUACCAUUGGAUCCUAAUAAUCCUAACGUGUGGUCCUUGGUUUAUGUUCAAAAAGUAUUAGUCCCUGAAAAGAUUUGAAUUAAAACUCCUCCAAAUACAUUAUUGCACCUCCCCCUUCCAUCCACACAUAUGAAUGGUAUCAUCAAAUGGAUGCUUUCAGACAAAUACAUUAUUGCAACCCCCCCCCACACACACACCCACCACAUGGUAUCACCAAAUGGAUGCUUUACGACCAUUUUUAAACUCAUAAUAGCAGCUUGGCUAUCUGAAAUAAACGAAAUGACAACUUG
Molecule: messenger RNA, 11259 nt
Organism: Lymnaea stagnalis (great pond snail)
Lineage: Eukaryota; Metazoa; Mollusca; Gastropoda; Lymnaeidae
Source: the annotation of a GenBank genome assembly